Hippocampus zosterae (dwarf seahorse) is the source of this 7338-nucleotide messenger RNA. Its product is annotated as potassium voltage-gated channel subfamily KQT member 5-like. The transcript has 15 exons. Bases 412 to 3558 code for a protein of 1048 amino acids. The record is from RefSeq and is a predicted model, not a curated record. Gene Ontology annotation, molecular function: voltage-gated potassium channel activity. Lineage: Eukaryota; Metazoa; Chordata; Actinopteri; Syngnathiformes; Syngnathidae. Gene Ontology annotation, biological process: potassium ion transport; transmembrane transport. Gene Ontology annotation, cellular component: membrane.
UUCAACCGCGGCACGUUAAUUCGGGUGUGCCUGGACGCGCAUCUUCCAAUCAGAUACGAGCGCACAGAGAAUUGGAGCGAGCGCAAAAUCCACGCCAAAGUUCCUUCCUUGAUGAUAGUUAACGCAUAAGCACUGUGAGGAUGUGAGUGGUGAUUUUAUGACUUUGGUCAGGCUCGGCAAUAUGCGCGUCGGUGGCGGCGCCCUGCUGCGGAGUGGUUGGACUUGCUCGAGGAAACAGAGGAGGGCGGUCAUCAAAGCGUGACGGCAAACGCGAUUUUGUCGCUCUGUCGACUGUUUCAUUCCCGGCUGUGCGUCGGACGCGAAGUCUGUAUUGCGAACCCCCACACACCCCCACCCACCCCGCUGUUGAACAACACCUUCGCGCAUUCUAAAGUCCGCUUCGGUGAUGCCAUGCCACGGAAACACAGCGGAGAUGAAGGCGCCACCGGGCUCUGGAUGAGGACCUCGCCGGGCCACCACCGCGCCGAAGGCUACGGCAUGAAAGAUGUCGAAUCCGGGCGGAAGAUGGUGAACAGCGCGGGAGACGGCUUGCUCUCGGCCUGCAACGCCGUCGGCGCCCCCGGUUCCGACAGCUUGCGAGAGAAGCAAGGAGCCCGGCUCAGCUUGCUCGGCAAGCCGCUCAUAUACAGCGCGCAAAGCGGGCGCAGGAAUGUUCGCUACCGGCGGCUCCAAAACUACCUGUACAACGUGCUGGAGAGACCAAGAACCUGGGCCUUCAUCUACCAUGCAUUUGUGUUCACCUUGGUCUUCAGCUGCCUGGUCCUCUCGGUGUUCUCUACUAUUCCAGCUCAUCAGGACUUCUCCUCUUACUGUCUGCUUAUUCUGGAGUUUGUCAUGAUUGUGGUGUUUGGGUUGGAGUACAUCAUCCGCAUCUGGUCGGCAGGAUGCUGCUGUCGCUAUAGAGGAUGGCAGGGACGACUCCGCUUUGCCAGAAAGCCAUUCUGCGUCAUCGACAUCAUAGUGCUGAUUGCAUCAGUUGCUGUGGUGUCGGCUGGAAGCCAGGGCAACAUCUUUGCCACGUCAGUCCUGCGUAGCCUUCGUUUCCUACAGAUCCUGCGCAUGGUGCGAAUGGACCGAAGAGGGGGUACAUGGAAGCUGCUAGGUUCUGUGGUCUACGCACACAGCAAGGAACUGGUUACUGCUUGGUACAUUGGUUUCUUGGUUCUCAUCUUCUCUUCAUUCCUUGUCUACAUUGUGGAGAAUAAGUUCAACAAAGAGUUUGCCACAUAUGCGGAUGCCUUGUGGUGGGGCACGAUCACUCUGACAACCAUUGGCUAUGGGGACAAGACGCCAAAGACAUGGACAGGAAGGAUGUUGUCUGCUGGGUUUGCACUGUUGGGGAUUUCUUUCUUUGCCUUACCUGCAGGUAUUCUGGGCUCAGGAUUUGCUCUGAAGGUCCAAGAGCAGCACAGACAGAAGCACUUUGAAAAGAGGAGAAACCCUGCAGCUUACCUUAUUCAGUGUGUUUGGCGUAGUUAUGCAGCUGAUGAGCACUCGGUUUCCAUUGCUACCUGGAAGCCUCACUUGAAAGCGUUGCAUACCUGCAGCCCUACAAAAAAAGACCAAGGAGAACCAACUACAAGCCAGAAACUCAGCUUCAAGGAGCGGGUGAGGAUGGCUAGCCCAAGAGGUCAGAGCAUCAAGAACAGGCAGACAUCCUCAGUGAAUGACCGUCGUUCUCCAGUGGCAGAGGCUGGUACCGAAGGCAUUAGCCCUGCCAAGGUACAGAAGAGCUGGAGUUUCAAUGAUCGCACGCGCUUCAGACCAUCACUGCGCCUUAAAAGCCAGUCGCGAUCCACCACUGAUGCAGACUCUAACAUGGCAGCAGACGAUGGUUUUGAUGAGAAAGGCUGUCACUGUGAGAUCUCAGUGGAGGACUUGCUGCCUUCAGUCAAGUCUGCCAUUAGAGCAAUUAGAAUAAUGAAGUUCCAUGUUGCAAAGAAGAAGUUUAAGGAGACCCUGCGUCCUUAUGAUGUGAAGGAUGUGAUUGAGCAGUACUCUGCAGGGCAUUUGGACAUGUUGUGCCGCAUUAAGAGCCUACAAACUCGACUGGACAUGAUUGUAGGCCCACAGCCCCAAAGCAGCCGUGCCAAGACUUUUUCCUCCCCCUUCCUGCCUCUCUAUUACAGCCAGGGCAGAAAGAACUCCACCCAAGGGGUGGACCAAAUCCUUGGGAAGGGACAGAUUCCCCUGGAUAAGAAGAUUCGUGAAAAGUUGCUGUCUGAUGGAGAUUUACUGGAGGACAUGAGCAUGUUGGGGCGCGUUUGUAAAGUGGAGCGCCAGGUCCAGUCAAUCGAGUCAAAGCUCGACUCAUUGCUUGACAUCUAUCGGCAGGUUCUGCGGAAGGGCUCAUCCACAGCUCUCACGCUUUCAUCUUUGCCACUGUUUGAGCUGGAACAGACUUCUGACUACCAGUCCUCUGUCUUCAGCAAGGAUCUGUCCUUCCCCAGCCAGGUGAGCAGUGGCACAGUGCCUCACCCUGGCGGCUGCGUCACACGCUCCUCAACCAAUCCCCACCUGUCCCAGGGUGGACUCCAUCUCAUCCUGGCGCCCCCGAAUGAUCUCGACCUUCAUACCUCCAGCGCUACAACUCCCUCAGGCCCUGCUUCCUCAUCUUUCAGCCCGUCAUCAGUGCUGCAUCACCACCAUCUUCCCCACCACCACCAUCGUCAACCCCAACAUCACACACAAGAUCAGUCUACUACACCUGAAAGUGGCAACGAUGAAACAUUAGGGACCUCUCCUCCCAUCCUCACACCAAACAGUAUCUGCAGCGUUGGGGGUGGAGGAGCAGCAGAUGAGAGAUUUUGUCUUCUGGCAAGGCUCCCACCACCACCUCCUCCAAACAGAAAUGUAGGUCUUAGCAACUUGAUGAGAUCAACCUCCAAUGAAAAUUCACCUGAAAGUGAAGAUUUCUGUGAAAGUCUAGAAUUACAAAUCAAAGACGGCAGCAUCGGGGAGGAAGUCGGUCCAGAUUUGAGGCCCAGCACACUGGGAAAGCAUCAACGGGGUAACGCCACCAACAAGGGCAGACUAAAUGCCAAGGAGGAGGGUUCAUGGAGGAGACAUAUGAGUCUUGAGCUGGAACCCCUGGUUCCACCAACCAUAAGCUGCUGCUCAGGUCCUAGCCAGGUAGAUCGCAGUCUGGGAAAGUCUUUCUCAGUGCAGGACUUGAUGCAGACAGCCCAAGGCAAAAUGCAAGGCACCCGCUGCAACAUUUCAUCACCAGGAUUCAGUCGAAACUCUUCCACUGACUUCCAAAGAAGCUGCCAAGACCGAGGUGCAGGGGCAACUGACAAAUGUUGGGGGGAAGGUGACCUUUUUAUCAAUGACAGGGAAGUGGACAUGCAGGGAUUUGAUUUCCUGUCACAUGGGACAGUCGAGACUCCCUCAUAUUCCUCAGAACUCUUGAGAACAGAGUCUGUGGCAAAAGGGGCAUUCCGCGGGUCCAACCAUAGCCUGGUCGCUGCUCAUUCAUCCUCACCCACUGCUAGCAGCACUGAAUUACUGAAAAUGCAGCGUGUUCGAUUAAAAUAGUGCGUGUUCAGAGGGCAUGGAAAUCUCACGCAAUAGAAGGAUAGCUUUUUGUCAUUUUUUUGUGUGAACGUGGAAUAAAGUGGUGUCCUUUUUUUAUUUUGUUGAUCUAAGUUUAUAACAAUCACAAUAUUUUCAUACUGGUUAUGAAUCUUACCAAUACUGUUUUAAUGUUUCAUUGCAUGAAGUAGCCACUUGUCAUUCUAAACUUGAGACUUUGAAGAUAUUUGGUUGAAGUAUUCAUUGAGUGUUAAAGAGAUGGGCAAGAAUGUUUACAGUACAUUCCAAAAAUGUAAGUCUGGACUCUGACUGUGGCCAAGUUCUCUCUCUCUCUCUCUCUCAUAUACUGUAUAUAAAAUCAUAUUCCCAUCGCAAUUGUAACCCUUUUUGUUGGUGGUGGAGCUCAAAGAGACGUGACUAUUUGACUCACUUAGCUUACUUCCACCAUCAUAAACACACAACACGUGUAGGUCAGCUCCACAAGGCCUUAUCGGCGCACUCGGCUGUAAUGCAAAUAAACCGGCGUACAAUUUACAUGUAAUACAAAAUAUAAAAUGAAAAGAAUACAAUGAAAAUGUGCCUGCACAAACAUACAACGUGCACUGAUUAGCCCCAAAAGGCCAUUUCAGCUCAUUCAGAAAUAAAUUGUUACGUUAGCAUUUUUUGGCUGAGUAACUACUAGCAAGUGCAUGGCGCUACCCAACUCAUCACGAACUGGCAGCACCUGCGGCACACCCAGCUAUUUAUAGCCAUUACGUUAAGACAAGUGGAAUCAGUCCACUUCCAAAUUCACCCUGCUGCUACACAAUACGCGAUGCCCCACCCCCAUCCAUGACAAGAAAAAGUGAAUUGUGCUGUUGUUUAACUUUAUAUUCUUGACAUAACGUCCAAUGGUAACAUGUGCCAUAAAAAUGUUUAAUAUUGAAUUAUUGCAUUAAUUGGACUUGUAAAUCUCCUCUUCCUCUUGCAUGAAACAGAAGUGGGUCCAUUUUUGAAUGCCAAGAGAUUCUUUUCUCUAAAGUAUAGGACAUGAUUGCAUGAAAAGCUACCUUAUUGAAGACCAUCUCGAAAACCAGAAUGUGUGCGUGUGUGUGUGUGUGUGUGUUAGGAAGGGCGAAAACUCGGGUCAUUUUGUUAAGUAUUGAUGUUGAUUUCUGCUCAUAUUUUUUAAAUUUGGGCCUUGGCUUCUAUAUCCGACGUGUUUUGUGAGAAAAAAAAGCUAAUUAAUAUGACAAAUGUAUGUAAAAUGUGACUGCUAAAUGUAAAAUGCCAGCUCUGACAUCAAGACAAAAUGUGCUGUACAUAUGCAGGUGCCUUGCUUUUGUGGAACAUUUUCUACAAAUUUGGGAUUCCCCACCCCCCCAUUCCCCCCCAAAAAUCAUGAAGUUCCUUAACUGUUGUAGAUUUUGAAUUUUCUUUCCAACUAGAUAUUUUCUUUCGCCCAUUGAUUAUUUUGUUACUGGCUAUAAAGCAUCCCUGGGCCUUAAUCGUGUUUUGUCUUUUGAUUUUUUAAAAUGAUGUACAUGUAUUCUCACAAAAGAAAUAAUGUUCAAUUUAUACCGACUGCAAUGUCAUGAAAAUACAAACCCAAUUCCAAUGAUGUUGGCAAGUUGUGUUAAACAUAAAAACAGAAUGAAUUGCAAAUUCUAUUCAAUCUAUAUUGGAUUGAAUAUACUACAAAGACAAGAUAUCAGGGAUGGCAAUGGCUCGUGAUGAAAAAAUUGGAAAGGGGUGUGGCAUGGACGGGGCGAUCAAUCACAACAAUUAAGACAUCAUACACGUCCAAUCGCAGGGCUGUUUACAAUCAGAAGAUGGAAAGACUGAUCGGGAGAGCUCGUGAAAACUCGACGAUAAGGACCCCCGAUAAAAUAUUGUCAACGGAUUUAGACGAUUCACAAAAAUGAUCAAUUUAAGAAAUAAAACGUCGGAUUUCCGCAUAUCCGCGGAAAAUUGCCAUCCCUGAGAUAUUUAAUGUUCAAAGUGAUAAACUGUUUUGUUAUCAACUACCGUAUUUUCACGACUAUUCGACGCACCGUACGGUUGGGCGCAGUCUCAUUAAUGGGUGACAUUUCUGUAUUUUACACAUACACAGGACGCACUGUACUAAUGGGCGCAGUUUUACAGUGGUAAAACAUACGCUUAAAUAUACGGCAUGCAUGCAUGCUAACACGUUCGCUAACACGUUCGCUUGAAGCAUACACUGAAGCUCAAAGCUAAAACACGUUUUUAAAAAGGCAACGAAAGCAGAACUGAGUUCGGUUGUAUUUUAUUUACAAGGUACUCACGUUUUUUGCUCAAUCAUUACUCAGAAAGCCAUCAAAGGCGUCAUCUUCUGUGUCCGAAUUGAACAAUUGUGCAAGUAUCGGUAAUCCAUCCAAGCCGCCGGGUUCCCUCUCGUUGUCAGAGUCACUCUUGUCGUCAUGUGGCUCAUUAUGAGGCGUCCUGUCCAUUUUGGAGAAAAUGUUUGACUUUUAAUGGCGCCUUAUAGUCGUGAAAAUAUGGUAAUCAUUAACUUCGAAUUCUCUGGCAGCAACACAUUCCAAAAAAGUUGCUACGGGUGCCCAAAAAGAUGGAGACAGUUGAGGAAUGCUCAUCAAACACCUGUUUGAAAGAUCCCACUUGUGAUCGGGCUCACUGGAACAGGUGGGCGCCAUAUUUGGUGGAGCUUCCCGAAUUGCUCAGUCAAUCACAAGCAAAAAUGAGCCGUCAACAACUGUGUGAAAAAAUUGUUGAAGAGUUUAAGGACAAUCUUCCUCAAUUUAAAAUAUCAAGUAUAUGAGGGAUUUCAUCAUCAAUCAUUAAAAUAACAUCAACAAAUAAUAUUAAAAGAUUAGGAGAAUGUAGAGAAAUCAAUCACUCCGUCUCAGCGGCAAGGCCGACAACCUAUAUUGAAUGCCCGUGACCUUUGAUCCCACAGGCAGGAACUGCAUCAAUAAAACGACAUCAACGUGAAAGGAUAUCACCACAUGGGCUCAGGAAUUAUUUCAGAAAACCAUUGUCAGUAAAUAGUUUGGCUCAAGCUCUUCUAAAAUGGACUACUGCAAAGUGUUCUGUGGUUUGACGUGUCUGUAUUUCAAAACUGUGUACAUCGUGUCCUUCAGGCCAAAGAGGAAAAGAACCAACCGGACUGCUAGGGGCGCAGAGUGCAAAAGCCAAUAUCUGUAAUGGUAUGGGGCAACUUACACCACAUGCCUCUGUGAAGGCACCAUUCAUGCUGAAAGGUACAUACACAUUUUGGAGAAAAAUUCAUCUAAGCAAAGUCUUUUUCAUGGACACAGCUGCUCAUUUCAUCAAGACAACAUUCUGCAUGUUCCAACAGCGUGGCUUCAUAGUAAAAGAGGGUGGGUACGAGAAUGCCCUGCCUGCACUUCCGAACUGUCUCCCAUUGAACACAUGUGGCGCAUUAUGAAACAGCUGGAGCUGUACAAAUAGCAAGAAUGGGAAAGAAUUCCACUUCCAAAAGCUUCAACAAUUAGAGUUCUCAGGUCCCAAAUGUUGAUUGAAUGAUGUUAAAAGAAAAGGUGAUGGACCACAGUGACCCCGUUCCAGCUGUUUUGUAACAUGUUGCAGACAUAAAAUUUUCAGUUAAUGAUUGUUUACUAAAAACAGUAACGUUUAUCAGCCUGAACAUUAAAUACAUCUUUGAAGUGGUAUUCAUUUGAAUAUUGGUUGAACAUGAUUUGCAAACCAUUUUAUUCAGUUUUUAUUUAUGUUUAACAAAAUGUCUUGGAAUCGGGUUUGUACUGGAAAACCUUUCCUCUCUUAAAUAAAGACCAUCUAUCU